Messenger RNA from Meleagris gallopavo (turkey), 1951 nucleotides. The record is from RefSeq and is a predicted model, not a curated record. NCBI's taxonomy places the organism in Eukaryota, Metazoa, Chordata, Aves, Galliformes, Phasianidae.
GAGUCUGCGUGGAAAUACAGGCAGUCCCCGCGUCCCGGUUCCUGAGGCCUCUCUCUCUUUCCCCCGCAGCUGCCCCUGUCGUUGCUGAAGACGGCGCAGAACCACCCCAUGCUGGUGGAGCUGAAGAAUGGAGAGACGUACAACGGGCACCUGGUGAGCUGUGACAACUGGAUGAACAUCAACCUGCGGGAGGUCAUCUGCACCUCACGGGAUGGUGACAAGUUCUGGAGAAUGCCGGAGUGUUACAUUCGUGGCAGCACAAUUAAAUACCUUCGGAUCCCCGAUGAAAUAAUUGACAUGGUGAAAGAAGAGGUGGUCUCCAAGGGCAGAGGCCGUGGUGGGAUGCAGCAGCAGAAGCAACAGAAAGGCCGUGGUGUUGGAGGUGCUGGACGAGGUGUGUUUGGUGGCCGUGGCAGAGGAAUACCAGGCAGCGGAAGAGGCCAGCAGGAAAAAAAGCCAGGCAGGCAAUCGGCGAAGCAGUGAGGGCUGCGUGAGCCCCGGCCAGGGACAGUGCCACAAUGCUCCUCGUGUGAUCCAUCACCUCAGGAUUGCCAUGAGUUCAAAAGUGUUCAAUCUCUGCUCCUCCGUCAGUCCAUCCGUGCCCGAAUCAUGUUGUUUGGAAGCCCCUCGCUAUUUAAUCUGAUAAAGUGCAGUUCUUGGCUUCUUUCAGCCAGCCAGCCUGUAAUUGGAAAUGUUUAAAAAAGAACCACUCGCGGUUAAGGACCUGACUUCAGCACUAUUGAAUUUGUUGGGAUCUCUAGGUUUAAUUCACAAGAAUCUCCUGUACGCUGCGAGAUCUGAGGCAAACGCUUUCAGGCUCGGUUGUGCUGUUGGUUUGGUUUGCAUUUUGUUUUGUUUUUUAAUACUUGAAACAUUGGCAAUGUCUUGCGUUCGUAACCGGCGCAGCGUUUUGGUUUAAAAACACUGAACUUGAGGAUACGGUAUCUUUACAUGAGCGGUCGUAGGGGUUUGUUUGGUCGUGUUUGAACAAAACAAACUUUCAGGCUGUCUCCUUCCCCUCCGUUUUGGGCAGUCUGUCUGUCUCUGGCCUUGGCUUAAAGGAGAACCGGCACGGAUUUCGCUUUGGGCUUCAAGGGUUGUUUCCAAGAGAGCUUUGUGUCGAGUGAGGGUUUCCCAAUUAGUGUAUAUCUAAUUUGACUUCAGAUUAGAAAUUCCCUUGAAAGGAAAUGCUUUUCUGUGUUUUCUUCUGAAAGGCUGCAGCGCCCCUCGCUCCUCUGUUUGUUUUCAGGUUGUGUUUUCUUUUUUUUUUUUUCUUCCUGAAAGCAAUCGAGCUGUUCAAGUGCUCUGUUUCUUUUUCCCCGUGUUGAAUGCCCUCUCCCUUGUGCUGUGACACAAAGUCUGAUUCCUGAGUUACAGCAGCACUUCCCAAGCACGUUUCUUUGCGAUAUGCAGGGAUUGACUUCACUGCCAUUGUCUGUCGUUUCAUUUUUCUGGCAGCUGCUCAGACCUUUUCCCUCGGGGAGGGAGUGUUCCUCUCCUGCAGGUGAAGGAAGGUCCUUUGGAUCUUGAGCUCAGGCUGCUCUGAGUCUUCCAUCCCACGGGGUGCAGAGUUCCAUGAGCAAAACACACCCCCAAAAAAUCGUGGCUGAUCCAAAGUGAAAGUCUGUAUGGGGGCAUGGGGGGUGGGGGGGAGAAAGGGGCUCUGGGCCUUGCCCGAACUCUUGAGAAUGACUGAAACAGUUUAAUUUUGGGGUAAAAGCAGAUACUGUAACUCAUUCUUAAAAGGUUUGUCGGUUUUGUGUUGUUUGCUUGUUUGCUUCCCCCUCUUUCCCCCCCUCCCUCCCCCUCGAUUUCCAUCUUGAAACCUCCCUGCCAUCACUGCUGUCGGGAAGAGAAAACGAGACCAGAACGUGCUUUUAUAUACACUUAUUUUUUUAACGUUUAUAAAACUUGUGCAGAGCGGUGGGUAGGAAUAAAUCGCCAACCUGUU